ACACAGUUAUCUAAAAAUAAAAUAUGAAUAUACGUUGUGCAAAGCCAGAAGAUUUAAUGACAAUGCAGCAUUGUAAUCUGCUGUGCUUACCUGAGAACUAUCAAAUGAAAUACUAUUUUUAUCAUGGACUUACUUGGCCACAACUGAGUUAUGUGGCUGAAGAUGACAAGGGCAACAUAGUAGGCUACGUGUUGGCUAAAAUGGAAGAACCUGAAUCGGGUGAGGAUAGCAAACGUGGCCAUAUUACAUCGUUGGCGGUUAAACGGUCUUAUCGCCGUUUGGGUUUAGCGCAGAAAUUAAUGAAUCAAGCAUCCCAAGCCAUGGUGGAAUGUUUCGAUGCUCAAUAUGUUUCAUUGCAUGUACGUAAAAGUAAUCGUGCCGCUUUAAAUUUGUACACGAAUACUCUAAAAUUUAAAAUUAUCGAAAUUGAACCAAAAUAUUACGCCGACGGGGAGGAUGCUUAUUGCAUGCGCCGUGAUUUAAGUGAGUUUGGCAAACCAACGAAUGUUAACAAACCUAUCGACAACGAUGAAAGUCAGGGUGACAGUGACAGAGUUAAUUAUCGUGUUCAAGCUGGCGUAAUUACCCACGACCAUAGCGGUCACGAUGGCCAUUGCUGUUAAGUGCCGUUAUCCAAAUUUAUUAUUAUACUAUCGGCUAGAUCAUCCGCUGCAUUUUUAUCACACCUUUUUGCGAAUAUCCUAUAAUUUUUCUAUUCCAUUCUAUGAAUAUAUAUUUAUGUAUAUAUAUGUAUAAU
Messenger RNA from Glossina fuscipes, 757 nucleotides. It is a transcript of the gene vnc, whose product is annotated as N-alpha-acetyltransferase 10. Gene Ontology annotation, cellular component: NatA complex. The transcript has a single exon. Gene Ontology annotation, biological process: N-terminal peptidyl-glutamic acid acetylation. Lineage: Eukaryota; Metazoa; Arthropoda; Insecta; Diptera; Glossinidae. The record is from RefSeq and is a predicted model, not a curated record. The coding region runs from base 24 to 623 and encodes 199 amino acids. Gene Ontology annotation, molecular function: protein N-terminal-serine acetyltransferase activity; protein-N-terminal-glutamate acetyltransferase activity.